Molecule: messenger RNA, 1103 nt
Organism: Boeremia exigua
Lineage: Eukaryota; Fungi; Ascomycota; Dothideomycetes; Pleosporales; Didymellaceae
Exons: 1
Coding region: 158-949 (263 amino acids)
Source: RefSeq, a predicted model, not a curated record
CGCUGACUAACAGGCGACAUCAUCAGCUAUGUCAAAUCAUCGUCGUCAUACCUCCUCACUCCUCACCCGAGCUAUGAGCUUCCGUAAGAUGCACGCCACGCCUACAUAUAUGCCACAGCCCUUCGACUAGUCUGCCCAGCCGCCAUGCAAGCCCGCCAUGGACGCGCAGCAGCAGUUUCUCCGCCUUGGUUUAGACGAAGCCCUGGACAUACAUGAUGAUCAUCUUGAGCACGACGAGGAGCUGCCUGACUAUGAGGCCUCAACAGCUCCAGCGUACGACGAUGACGACCACAACGGACCAUAUCGGACAUUCCACCUGAGACGAUACGAUCGAAAAAUCCAAAUGCUGGUGUCGUACGGGCCAUCUGCGAAUUCAGCAUACCGAAUCACGACAAAUACCUUCCGACUCUUCUCGAGGAAGCCGGAGAUGGAGGUGUUGUAUACGGGCGAUGGCCGCAUGCGAACACUGGCAGCCAUCUCUUUCGACGACAAUGGACCUUUGCCUUGGCGGCCGCGCGCUCACUUCGAUCACAUAGAUCCCAGUGGUCUCACUGCGAGAUUCGACAUGGACUCGCGCAACUUCGCCGAUUGGACAGUUACUGUCGACAACAAAGCAUACGAAUGGCGACUUGGGAUGUGGCCCAUCUCGCUGGAGCUGAGCGAGAGGAACUCGAAUCUAGUGAUUGCGCGGUUCACGUACUCAGAUCGUGGAACAUUGGCUGUACGAGGAGGCGAAGUCGGCGAUCUGGUUAUCUAUCGCGAUGGCUUGACAAUGCAGAGAGAUGGAAUUGGGAAGGUCGUGUGCAGUCUGAUGGUAGCGUUGACACAGCUGCAAAAGCUUGGGCGACACUACUCCAAUAACGACGCAACGAGAUCACGGACAAACUCGUUGGUGCAGGAGCAUCGGUCAGGGCACCGUGGAUCGUCUGCAGGAUUCACUGUCAACUAAGACAGCAAUGAUGUUCAUUUGACGUACCUGAGCGGUUGACUGAAGCAGCGCGUUCUUGUGCUUAGGUGACGCAGGUGUGCCAGGCUGAGGUUUCGUUGAGACACCAACAGUCAAGCAUUGUCAGCAACAAUGAGUCUCAGGUUGAGUCUGAGGG